This is a messenger RNA of Acipenser ruthenus (sterlet), 6221 nucleotides long. RefSeq names its product protein lin-28 homolog A. The transcript has 5 exons. Gene Ontology annotation, molecular function: zinc ion binding; nucleic acid binding. NCBI's taxonomy places the organism in Eukaryota, Metazoa, Chordata, Actinopteri, Acipenseriformes, Acipenseridae. The coding region runs from base 191 to 877 and encodes 228 amino acids. The record is from RefSeq and is a predicted model, not a curated record.
GGUAGUGGUGGUGGUGGUGGGGGCAGGUUACUGGGAGAGUAUGUGACCAAAAAAAUACAAUCUUAGAGGAAGUGGAGAAAAUACGUGCUCGUUUUGCCAAUCGAGUUCAAAAAGUGAAUCCCUGAUAUUUGUGUUUUACGCAUUGUUGGAUAAUACGGAAGAUUUCUGAGCGCCCUGGAGAAGCCUAGCCAUGGCCGAAGGUGGUUGUGCAAAGACCGAAGAGGAGGAAGCGAAGACCGAAGAGGAGGACUGCCAGGUCUUCACCGGCUCUGGCGUGUGUAAAUGGUUCAAUGUGAGGAUGGGCUUCGGCUUUCUCUCCAUGACGAACCGAGAAGGAACCCCGCUCGAGGCCCCGAUCGACGUCUUCGUCCACCAGAGUAAGCUGCACAUGGAGGGGUUCCGCAGCCUGAAGGAGGGCGAGGCAGUGGAGUUCACCUUCAAGAAGUCUGCUAAGGGGCUGGAGUCCCUGAGAGUGAUGGGUCCCGCCGGGGCCUUCUGCGUGGGCAGCGAGAGACGCCCCAAGGGCAAGAGCAUCCAGAAGCGCCGCUCCAAAGGAGACAGUGGUUUUAAAGGGAGCAGUGUGCAGGCGUGGAAACAGACGAGUAUCCCAGAGGCAGGGGGACAGACUGGAGGUGUCGGGAAUAGGCGAUUGCAGAGGUGCUAUAACUGCGGCGGGCUGGAUCACCAUGCCAAGGAGUGCAAGCUCCCCCCGCAGCCCAAGAAGUGCCACUUCUGCCAGAGCAUCACCCACAUGGUGGCCAACUGUCCAAUCAAAGCACAACAAUCAUCGCCCAGCUCUCAGGGAAAGCCCGCCUCUGUGAAGGGGGAGGAGGAAGAGCAGAGCCAAGCCCCCCUGCCGCUGGAGAGCUUGGAGUAACGUGAUGACAUCACAGCGGGGCAGGGGGCAGCUCGGAGUAGGAGCGCCAGUUUCUCACGGGACCCGGAAAGGAUCAACUUCAGAGACAAUAACCUAUUGAUCUUUUAGCUGCUUUUGGAACUACCUCAGGUUUGAAAAUAACGGCUGUUUUUAGGUACUGUUUUAAGGUGUAACAGUCAGUAUAAGGUGUUCUUCACAGUUGCUUUAUUUGAUUAUCUUUUAAGAACCAUUCUUAAAGUGAACAAGAGACCCUGUGAAAUUUUUAACAUUGAUGCCUCAUGUGUUACUGCACAUUUUAAACCCUAUUGUGGUUGUUUCUAUUUUAUUUUUUACAAUAUUAUCCUUUUAGUAUACUAAACACGUACAUAUGCAAGCAAGAUGUGUUGACCAAGGCUUAAAAAUCUAUUUUAAAAAUUAUCUAUCUGGCACAUCCUAAGUUGAAUGUAAAAUUCCAGCAGUCCCUAAAAGCAUGGACAAUCUGGGGAAGGUUAAAUUACGCAAACGUUCUUGAACUUUUUUCCUUUGUUGGCUGGAAACAUCCGCUAAAGCGCUGAAGAGGUUCGCGUCCGGUAAAUGUGUGUAUGUUGAACACAGCCCUGGUCACUUUAUGAUAUGAUGUACUGUUGGACACGACUGGCCAUCUGCAUUUUCAGCAGAGUUUCAGGCUGGUUGAGGCAGUAUAGAAAAAAAAUAUCAACUUGACUGUUACACCUUGCUGCAGUACAGUACCACCAAUACAGAUGCAGAGUUCUUGGAUUGAAGCCAUUAUAAAUCAAUCCAUGUAUGAUCUAGAUGGUUGAUUCAGCCAGGCCUUCCUGUGUCUGUAGGUGGUGACUGGUAAUUUGCUGAUAGCCACAUAUGUUCAAUUGAUUGUAUAAGGGCCAAAUGAAUGUUUUGUGUUGUGUUACAUAGCCAUACCCUUCGGUUAAAAAUGUUGGAGAAUCUGAAUGUUUUGAUUGGUUAAAUUGGACUCCGUUUUGGCUUGAUCUGCUUUGCUUUUGCACAGGGAUAGAAGAAGCGGGGUGAAACCAGUUUUGCUAAUUGUCAAGUUUCAGCGAUGCAACGUAGCAGUGCCAGGUUAAAGCUCGCCUUUGCCUUUGUGCGUGAUGUGCUUUGGCUUGCGUGUCUGCUGUUGCAAAGUUACCAAGCAGUACAUGAUGCAUUAAACAGAACAAACCUACAGAAACAUGGAAGUUCGUUUUCUAAAUUCAGCAUUGCUUCAACCCGCAAUGGCACUCGGUGUUCUAAUGUUUUGUAGUUUACAUUUGCGGAUUGCAGGAUGUGAUCUGGAAACUGCUUUUGGCCAUCUUGUGGGCAAAAGGAGUGUGCAGGAAUUGACCUCAAGAUUGCAAAUCACUUUGAGUUGUCUAAUGCAUUGUCCUUGAUGGGCAAUCCCAGUUUGUGGAUGGGUUGGCUUGUCUGGUCUGGGCAGUUUAGCAUGCAGAGCUGCCUGUUUCAGGAGGAGCACAGGGCUUUUCAUCACAUUUAACUUUUAACUUUUAUUUUUUUCAGAACAUUUUGAAAUGCUUUAAAUCAUUAUUUAUUUGUUCCUAUGUUGGCUUUCAUUCUCCCUGCUUGUUCUCUGUCCAGACACAAUGACGAGGCUCAAGUCACGAUCAAUUCAUGAUUCAGGAAACUGGUUUCUAAUCCAAAGUUUCAAAAGCUGCCUCGCUGUCAACGUGCAGUCGUUCCCUUACUUUUUUAUAAUUAUUAAUAUUAUUAUUAUUAUUAUUUCAGCCACACUUUUUAUUUGAUUUCUCCGACCCACAAAAUACAUCUUCCCCCAGUUUGGGAGCAGUCUAUGCCAAGACCAAUGCAAUGUUACUCUGCACUAAUCAUGCGUGUAAGAUGCAUUUUAUCUUUAAUAUAAAUAUUUGUUCUGUAUUUUUGUAUAUUUUAAAGAAAACCUAAGAUCCUUAUAACUGCAAUGUUUUUCUCAGGAAAUAGGAAACUGAAACUCAGGGAAAUCUCAAAAUGGGCUGUGUACUUAGUGAGUUUUGGUGGGAUGGGCGUGGUGAAGCAAUCGCAGACCUACCGAUUACCAGACAGGCCCUUUUAUUAGCACAAAGUGGCGAUUGAUUUAGUUUAGCACAUUCGUCUUUCACUGCAUUGUUGGCAAUGCCUGCCUCUCAGGACAUGCAGAGCAUCAUCCUUCAACUCCAGCUGCCCUGCCCUAUUCACAUCACUAAUCACAAGUAGAAGUCACAUCCCCACUGGAACCUAUUAGCAGCAACUACACUUCUAAUAUCACUGAUCACAGAUCUCACACUCACAAUGUGUGGCAAAGUAUUCAAGGGUGCCUGGCAUGCUUAUUGAGCAGCAGGGUUCAGGGAUAAGCCUGCCUUCGUGCUCUGGGAUCCACGAGCUGUCUGGGGCACUGGUAGCGCUCCUGUUGCUUUUGCUAAACCCACCCAAUUCUUUUUGACACAUUUAUAGUGGAACCUCUGAAAUUGUUAGGUUAGUGUGUUUUUUUGUGAUUUUUUUUUUUGUAUUGAAAAUGAAAAAAAAACCUGCUUGUUUAUCCAAAGAUGUGAAAAAAAUUGCUUUAAAAAAAAAAAAAGUCUGACUGUGCAUUAUUGUUUUUAAGAGUAAGUGCAACACACAUCAGUUUUCAUUACUAUAUUAAACUGCAAAGCUGUGAAUACCCAUAUAUAUGGUUCAAUAACAACUGUAGUUUCCUAUAUUUAAGCCUGCAGUUUGUGAUUAGGUACAUUAUUUUGGAUCCACUAUCCAGAAAUGAAUGAGAGCCAAUAUAUAUAUAUAGAGAGAGAUUGAUAGAUAGACACUCUAUUGUCACAAUGAACAAUCUUGUUUUGUUACAGUUUAAAUGGCUCAUCGACUAUUCUAUGUAGUUUUUUGCCACGAGGGCCAGUAAUCUGUUUGGCAGCUAAAAGGGAGACCCCCCGCCCCCGCCUCAAUCAGGCUGCGUCAAACAUUGUGAAACCCUGUGUAUUGUUGCACUCUCUCCUUUGUAUAGUGUUCCUGUACAGAUACUACUCUAUGUUUUGUAUUGUAUGAUGGUUAUUAUUGUCUGUCAUCUGUAGAGUGGGGCUAAUACAGGUAGUUGUGAGCAGCAGGACACUAUGGGGAACGGUGCGUUGAAAUAGACGUGACAGAUCUGCACAAUAAACACCAUUGAGAUGUGAACUAAAGCACAGCUGUAAGCCUAUUCAUAAAACAAGGUGAUCUUCAAAAACUGCCUGUUUUGCAGCUUUCUUUCCAGAGGUGAAAGGAAUUAGAAAUGGUCUGCAGCACAACAUAGACUCCCCACACAGCUCCAGCAUUGUAUUUGAUCUGUAUACUUCUUAAAAGAGCAUGGUAUUUCCCUGUGUUUAACAAUUUAAACCAAUAAGACUCAAAGUACCUUUUUGAAUUGAUUCAUCUUAAAACUAUAUAAAACAGCUCUGUUUAUGAAUGCCAUGUUUAUUUGCAUUUCCAAUUAAUUGGAUCAAGUGCAACAAUAAAAGUACAUUUAGAGGAUCAUUCUGAAAGUUCACCCCCAACCUGGGCAUUUCCACUCGGUUUUAACGCAUCCCUCCCUGCCUGUCUGUGCCUGCUGUGUGCUAGUUAGUAUUGUAUUGAAGUGGCGGGUUUAUUUUUUAAAGAAAUUCUAAGCAAUCUAUACAGAUCUACCUCAGGAUAUUGUAAUUUGUAAAGGACAGUGGCGCUGAGCUCCACUGGGUAUAUCCGGUGGGUUCCAUUGUGUGAAAUACAACUGGAACGUUGUCCUUUUAUUUUGUAGUUGUGUGUUUGUUUUAGAUAGUAGUAUUUUUUUCACUGAGUUCAUGUAAUAACGUUUUCCAAACAUGCACGGUACAAGUAUUUAUGUGUAAAACCCUGUUCUAACCCAUAUAGGACAUUUUGAGAUCCUUUUUUAUUUUCAAAAAGGAUUUUGCUACACUGCUUACUAUUGCACUGGUACCGGCCCAGUUCUUGUGCCGUGUUUGGAAUUUGGAAGAUGACGGCCAUGUUGGUCCAUGGCCUAACUGACGGCAUGUUAAUCAGUGUCGACAUUCUCCAUGUUGUCAGGUCUGGUGCUCUGACAACCCAGAUUCAAGAAUAGCUGCUCCUCGUCUCUUACCAAACCCUCUGAUUUACUGUACGACAGUCACGACUGUAAAAGAGAACCUGUUCUUAGUUAGCCCUACCCCGUAAAGAAAAGUAUUUGAAUUGAUACAACAGUUAACACAGUGGCACUCUGUGUCCAACACCAUCAGGACUACAUGUGCAUUGUUCUGUACCCGGCUCAGAUACAUUUCUGAUUUAUUUUGCUGUGCGUUUCUAAACGGUGAAACUGGGAGGGCUGGCUGGAGAGGCCUCUGCCUUGUAACAGAACCGCGCUCUUGAGUUCUCUUCUAAUCAGUGUUGUUAACAAACCGAGGGAAAAAGCCAAAGCUUGAAUGAGAAGAGGGUUUUACUCCAGUAGACUAAACGGGUUGUUUGGGAACAGUGCUGCUGGUUUUAGAAAUGCAAUUGGGAAUGAAAAAUAUCUAUGAGAACAAGUAGAAUUGUGAACUACAGUCCACCCGCAUAGAAUGUCAAGAAAUAUAUUUCAGUAUAUUACAUGAGCCAAAUAUCAAAUAUUGCAACAGAUUUUGAUUAUGUAUUGCAGUAUUGUUAUAUUCAGAGUACAUUUUUAAAUUAAAAUUGAAAUCUGAAUGUAUCCCAAUAUAUGAACUAGGGCGGUUUUUACUAUUGCAACAUACUUCUGAGAGAAAUAUUUCAAUAUAUGACCAAUAUUGAACAUAUUUUUAAAAUUGUCUCGUCUGUGUGUGUCGGCUCUUUCACUUUUAAAUGACCUGGAAUUUCCGUGCAGGGAGUUAAAUAAACCAGCAAUGCCCUGCUGUACAAAAUCACUCCUGCUUGUUAUACACCAUGUAACCUAAAAAUGUAACUUUCAUUUUAAACUAUACUCAGGGUUACUUAUUAAGCACAAGUUAGAAACACGUAUGCCUUGCACAGAGGCACACGUGCGUGUGUUUUUCUGUAUGUGUGUGCUGUUUUUUUUUUCAUUAGUAAGUGGUGUGUGUUCUAUUGGCGUACAAUACCUAAUUUAAAAUCAAAAGAUUGUAUAUAAAGUGACUGAAGAGUGUAGCUGUGUUUACUGCUCUAAACCAAAGGUUUGUGUAAAGCUCCCACGUCUGAGGUGUCUUUCCCUUUAGCUUCUUUCUUAAUAACCCAUUGGACAACCUUGAACAAGGUAGGGUUGGUGGUUAUUUUUUAAAUUUCAUUUUAUUUUUAAGCAUGCAUUACAAAGAGAACUGUGACUGAGAUGUUUCCUAGUGUUUAUAAAAUCAAAACAUUUUUUUUUUGAGUUAAUAAAAAGUUUGUCUGGUGUUUACAA